UGCACUUCCGAGUCCGCAUUUGGCCUCACUGUUUGACUUCCUAGUGUAUGCGUCAUCAAAACAACAUAGCUAAGAGUGUGAUGGUGAAAACCCGUAGGGCAUUAAGGAUUUUAAACAUUACAUUCUUUUUCUAUGUUUGUUAAUGACGAUGGUUGUUCUAAUCUAGUAAACAAUUAAGGGGUGGAGAACAGAAAAUAUACUGGUACACUUUUCCAAGGCCAAGAGACAUUGUGCUGGGACCUCGAUAUUGCCUGUUGACAACAGCCGCAGGAGAGCGGCACCAGCCGAGAAGGCUGUCUGUUUCUGUCCGGUAAGUUGGGAGAGGAAAGGGAUACCAACUGACGCGGCUCGUGGGAGCGGCGGGUGUCCAGCCGGAGACACGGGGAGCAGGAUAGGGAAGCAAGGGGAAGAGGGCGCCCUGGGGUUGUCGGAGAAGAUGGCGGGCAGCCCCGAGAAGAGCGCCUCUGCUCAGGAGCUGAAGGAACAGGGCAACCGCCUCUUCCUUAACCGCAAGUACCAGGAGGCUGCGGUGUACUACAGUAAAGCCAUCAACCGGAACCCCUCGGUAGCAGUGUACUACACUAAUCGGGCGCUGUGCUAUGUGAAACUACAGCAACAUGACAAGGCCUUGGCCGACUGCAAACAUGCACUGGAGCUCGACAGUCAGUCGGUCAAGGCACACUUUUUUCUGGGGCAGUGUCACCUGGAGAUGGAGAACUAUGAUGAGGCCAUUGGCAAUCUGCAGCGAGCCUAUAACUUGGCGAAGGAGCAGCGCUUGAAUUUUGGGGAUGACAUCCCCAGUGCCCUCAGGAUAGCCAAGAAGAAGCGCUGGAACAGCAUCGAGGAGAAACGCAUCAACCAGGAGAACGAGCUGCACGCCUAUCUAACCAAACUCAUCCUGGCAGAGAAGGAGAGGGAGCUGGAAGAGUACCGCGAGAAACAAGAGGACGGUUUGGAGGACAACAGGAGCAGGAACGAAAUGGCGAAGAUCCAAUCAAAACACGACAAGUACCUGUCGGACAUGGACGAGCUGUUCUCCCAGGUGGACGAGAAGAGAAAGAAGCGCGAGAUCCCUGACUACCUGUGCGGCAAGAUCAGCUUCGAGCUGAUGAGGGAGCCCUGCAUCACCCCCAGCGGGAUCACCUACGACCGCAAAGACAUCGAGGAGCACCUACAGCGAGUCGGACACUUUGAUCCUGUCACCCGGAGCCCGCUGACCCAAGACCAGCUGAUCCCAAACCUGGCCAUGAAGGAGGUGAUCGACGCCUUUAUCCUGGAGAACGGCUGGGUGGAGGACUAUUGAUCCACCUCCCCCCCCCUCCCCGAGGCCCCGAGAAGGAGAUUCGAAUGCAUUUUAAAAAGCAUGGAAAGAUGAACCAGAGACAAAAAAAAAAAGACUAACCAGUACGCCCUCCUGGAUUUGCACUUUAAACACGGGGCCCACCCAGCAGACUGCCAGACUGGGGCACAGAGACCUGACUGUGAUCUUCAGCUACAUCGAGCUGCUGUUCCCUCCGUUUUUCUUGGCCUCGCCCCCCCCCCCCCCCCCCAGCCUGCCUUCCUGGAUCACAGCACCCAAAAAUGUGGCCCAGACGGUUCCCCCAUUCCUCUCUCUCCUACAGUAGAAAUGCAGCAGUCCUGUUCUGUGCACUGUCCAUUUUACUCUUUUUUUUGUUUGUUUGUUUGUAUACUUGCAAUCUUAUUUUGUAAUUGGUUAGAAUUUUUUGUUUUAUUUCCCAGUUUUUUGCUGAGAGGCGCUCUCUGACCCUUUUUGCAAGUGAUCGUCUUUAAAAGCCAAAGACAGAUCCAAGUCAUUUUACAAUCAGAUACAGUAAGUGUAAUGCAGGACUUUAAAAAAUGAAAUAAAAAAACAGAGCAAGCUUUUACCCAGA
This is a messenger RNA of Anguilla anguilla (European eel), 1892 nucleotides long. Its product is annotated as STIP1 homology and U box-containing protein 1-like. Lineage: Eukaryota; Metazoa; Chordata; Actinopteri; Anguilliformes; Anguillidae. Gene Ontology annotation, molecular function: ubiquitin protein ligase activity; protein-folding chaperone binding. Gene Ontology annotation, cellular component: Z disc; cytoplasm. The record is from RefSeq and is a predicted model, not a curated record. The transcript is spliced from 8 exons. Bases 437 to 1303 code for a protein of 288 amino acids. Gene Ontology annotation, biological process: cellular response to misfolded protein; proteasome-mediated ubiquitin-dependent protein catabolic process; positive regulation of proteolysis.